Molecule: messenger RNA, 399 nt
Organism: Drosophila busckii
Lineage: Eukaryota; Metazoa; Arthropoda; Insecta; Diptera; Drosophilidae
Gene: apn
Product: protein apnoia
Exons: 2
Coding region: 1-399 (132 amino acids)
Source: RefSeq, a predicted model, not a curated record
AUGGCUGCUGUCCAGAAAUACGCUCUAGCGGUGCUUUGCCUGUGCCUGGUGUGUGAGUUGGCCUUGUGCCAAGAAGCCGCUAGCAGCAACAAUACCAGCGCGGAAAUGGAGGAGAGCCGCACAUUUGGCCAUCACUUCUUGCGGCGCAUAAGCUUUGCUCUGGUGCCUGGCGCUUUUGUUGUGGGCGUCAUUACCACGCUGCUGGCAGCGCUGACAGUGGUGUCCAUGAAGGGUCUGGGCGUGGGCGUCAUUCUUCUAGUGCUGGCCAUUGGUCAGAUGCUGUCGCGUGCUCUGCCGCCCGUACAUGCUGCGGCUGCCUAUGCCGCUCCUGCUCCAGUGCCCGUUGUCUACUCGCAUUCGCACACACAGCAGCCCGUCUGGCUGGAGAAGGAAUGGUAA